This is a messenger RNA of Polistes dominula (European paper wasp), 1176 nucleotides long. It is a transcript of the gene Tasp1, whose product is annotated as Taspase 1. Gene Ontology annotation, cellular component: cytoplasm. Gene Ontology annotation, molecular function: threonine-type endopeptidase activity. Lineage: Eukaryota; Metazoa; Arthropoda; Insecta; Hymenoptera; Vespidae. Gene Ontology annotation, biological process: protein maturation. The record is from RefSeq and is a predicted model, not a curated record.
CCGUGGGUUACCUGUAAUUUGAAUGUAAAUGGCGGAAGCAAUACUAAAGAAUAUAUUAGAAAAAUAAAAAGUAAGAAAACUGAUACAGUGAUUUAUGCAAUGAAUAAGGUUAAUCAUGGAUUUAUUGCUGUCCAUGUUGGUGCAGGACAGCAUUCUGAUUCAACUAAAGACAAAUAUCAAAAGUUAUGUCGGAAUGCUUGUAAAAUAGGUAUUCAAAAUAUUAAAUCUGGUGGUAGUGCGCUAGACGCAGUGGUAGAUGCUACAAUUGUGUUAGAAGAUUCUCCUUUGACAAAUGCUGGAUAUGGUUCUAACCUUACAAUUAAUGGAACGGUAGAAUGUGAUGCCAGUGUAAUGGACGGUACUAAUUUGCAGUUUGGUGCAGUCGGUGCAGUUAGUGGUAUAAAAAAUCCGGUCUUUCUUGCUAAGCGUUUAUGCGAACAACAGUCAAAAAAAAUUGGAUAUGGAAGAAUUCCACCGAGCUUCUUGGUCGGACAUGGGGCGCAUACGUGGGCACAAGAAAUGGGUAUACAAAUAUUAUCUCCUGACCAGUUAAUAUCAAAAAAAGCAGAAAAAAUAUACAAGUAUUAUAAAAGACAAGUAGAGAAUAGUGAAAACGAAGUUCAUAAGUAUGCUAAAAGACGAAUGGAUACAGUUGGUGCUAUAUGUGUAGAUAAAAAUGGAAAUAUAGCAUCGGCUUGUUCUAGCGGUGGUAUUAUUUUAAAAUACCCAGGAAGAGUGGGUCAAGCUGGAGUUUGGGGAUGUGGUACUUGGGCAUGUAAGGAUAAGUAUUCAGUUGGUACAAGUACAUCAGGUUGUGGAGAACAUCUCAUUCGUACUACGCUUGCAAGAUCAAUAGCGGAAGCAAUUGUAAAUACAUCCUGUCCAACAACUAGCUUGCAUCAAGCUAUGAAAAUUAAUUUUAUAGAAUCUAGAUUCUUAAAUGAAAUCGAAAAGAAAUUAGGUGGAGUUAUUGCAAUUCGUUAUUCACCCCAGGAAAAACUUGGAGAUUUUCUUUGGAGUUAUUCUACCAAUUCGAUGAUCAUAGGCUAUAUGAAUUCUAAUGAACGAACAUCAAUAAGUCAUAUGUCAGUUUUACCUUCAAUUGAAGUUGGAAAAAAGGCUGUGGUCGAAGGGGUCUGUUUUCGAAUGUAAGCAAUUGAAAUUUAAAUUAAAACA